This is a messenger RNA of Alosa sapidissima (American shad), 1507 nucleotides long. RefSeq names its product integrin alpha FG-GAP repeat containing 1 (gene itfg1). Lineage: Eukaryota; Metazoa; Chordata; Actinopteri; Clupeiformes; Clupeidae. Gene Ontology annotation, cellular component: plasma membrane. The record is from RefSeq and is a predicted model, not a curated record.
GCAGUAUUCCAGUUUGUGUUGCCUGAAUCAAGAGAGAAUCAGGAUGUGGCUGCCUUCUUCAUACCUAAUUACGCUUAUUUUAGGAUUUCUGGGGCAAUAUGUGGCUUUUGCACGACAAGAUGUGACAACUGAUUUAUUUGGGUCAGAAAAGUAUGGAACUAUCGCUGCCUUUGGUGAUUUUAACUCGGACAAACAGACUGACAUUUUCAUCAUCAAAGAACAGUCUGAACUAGUGAUCUUUUUGGCUGAUCUGAAAGCACCCUACUUCAAGCCAAAAGUUCGUCUUGGCGAAGGUGACAUCCCAAAUGACAUGGCUAUUACUAGUGUUGUCCCUGGUGAUUACGAUGGAGACUCCCAGAUGGAUGUGUUGCUCACCAUGUCCAAAAAAGGAAAAGACGCCUCUGACACCACAGUGUUUGUCUUCUGGGGAAACAACCAGACUUUGGAUAAAUCAAGGGUUGAGCUGAACAAGACCUUUUUGGACCAGCCUCUGGUUAUGGAUUUUAAUGGUGACAUGGUCCCAGACAUCUUCGGAGUGGUUGGUGUUGCCACACAAGUCUGUUAUCUCAAAGAAAGGCAGGUGAUAUGGCGGGAUGCUCUUGGCAGUGACGUUAAGAUGCGAGUUCCCCAUUCCAAUGCCUUUAUUGACCUCAAUAAAGACUUCACUGCUGAUCUCUUCCUCACCAUCAAGGACAAUGGAUUUCAGACGUGGUUCAAUAAGGAUGGGAACUUUAGUGAAAGUGAAAGUGUCCGCAAGGCGCCAGACAACGCCAAGAGAGUGGGACAGUCCUCGUUUGUUGACUUUGAUGGCGAUGGCUUCCAGGACCACCUGCUGCCCGUGUGUCUGGACGACACCUGCACCAAGAGUGCCAUCUUGAGCAAGCCUGGGGACGCACAGGGGAGUUGGGUGUCCGUGCUGACUGACCUCCAGUGGAAGGGGACGCUGUGGGGCUUCGUGCCCGGGGACCUGAGCAUGCCCAUCAGCCUGCACAUGGGCGACUACAACCUGGACGGCUUUCCCGACGCCCUGGCCAUCCUCAGGAACACCAGUGGGGGUGGGCAGCAGGCCUUCCUGCUGGACAACGUGCCAUGUGACGAGGACAGCUGCCAGGGUUUGGGCCGCAUGUUCCGGCCACACUGGGAGCAGCCGGACCUCAAGGCCAUCCCUCAGGCGCGCCUCGCCACCUUCUUCGACAUCUACGAGGACGGUAUAUUAGACAUGCUCAUCCUGAGCAAAGAGGAGGGGAAGGCGGACCUCACCAUCCACGCUCUCAAGAACAACUUUGAGGCGGAUGCCUACUUUGUCAAAGUGAUCGUGCUCAGCGGUCUUUGCCCCAAGGUGUGUCCAGACAAUGUGAAGCCAUUUGGUGUGAAUCAGCCCGGUCCUUAUGUCAUGUACACCUCGGUGGACUCCAAUGGCUACUUGAAGAACGCCUCUGGUGAGUGGGACCCCUUCUUUUAUCAUUCCUUUCUUAUUUACACACUCCUCUGUGGCUCUGAAACUGAC